This is a messenger RNA of Guillardia theta CCMP2712, 990 nucleotides long. RefSeq lists its product as hypothetical. The coding region runs from base 1 to 990 and encodes 329 amino acids. Lineage: Eukaryota; Cryptophyceae; Pyrenomonadales; Geminigeraceae. The record is from RefSeq and is a predicted model, not a curated record. Gene Ontology annotation, biological process: proteolysis. The transcript has 8 exons. Gene Ontology annotation, molecular function: metalloaminopeptidase activity.
AUGGUGCCAGCGGACAAGCGGCUCGAGAUGCCGCCCAUCUUCCGCGGCUACGACUUCACGGGAUCGCUCCGUCCUGCGUACGUCACCCCUCAAGUCAAGGUCCCUCCUCACAUCGCCCAGCCGGACUAUGCGGAGAAGUCGAUCCCGUUAGGAGAAAUCGAGGCGAAGAGGAGCACGUUGGUGGACGUGAAGGAGGGCGACUCUAUCGAGGGGAUGAGACUGGCUGGAAGGCUCGGAAGAGAGGUGCUAGACAUUGCGGCAAGGUUCCUCCGAGCUGGAGUGACAGGGGAUGAGAUCGACCGCAUCGUUCACGCGGCAUGCAUGGAACGCAACUGCUACCCCUCCCCCUUGAACUACCAUCAGUUCCCCAAGUCCGUCUGCGUUAGCCCCAAUGAGGUUAUCUGCCAUGGAAUUCCAGACUGCAGGCCCAUCCAGGAUGGAGACAUUGUCAACCUGGACGUGACGGUCUGUGUGGAGUACAAGGGCAAACUGUAUCAUGGAGAUCUCAACGAGACCUAUUUGAUUGGGAAGUGCGAUGAAGAAAGUGUGAAGCUAGUGAAGACAGCCUACGACUGCUUGAAGGCAGCAUGCGAGAUGAUCCGUCCUGGCACCAUGUAUCGCGAUCUCGGCGCCACAAUCUCACACGUUGCUGCUGCCAACGGGUGUGCCGUCGUGAAAGGAUACUGCGGUCACGGUAUUGGGAACCUCUUCCACACGACACCAAACAUCCCUCACUACAAGAAGAACAAGGCUGUCGGUAUCAUGAAGGCUGGUCAUACCUUCACGAUCGAGCCGAUGAUCAACUUGGGAUCGAACUGGCAAGAUACCUCAUGGCCGGAUGGAUGGACAGCCGUAACACGAGAUGGAAAGAGGUCUGCUCAGUUUGAGCACACCUUCCUGGUCACAGAGACUGGCGUCGAGAUCCUCACAGCGAGGCAGGGGAAGUCUACGACUGAGAUGGUGUGGGAUCUUGCUGCGAUCCAACGAUGA